Molecule: messenger RNA, 429 nt
Organism: Venustampulla echinocandica
Lineage: Eukaryota; Fungi; Ascomycota; Leotiomycetes; Helotiales; Pleuroascaceae
Exons: 3
Coding region: 1-429 (142 amino acids)
Biological process (GO): regulation of transcription by RNA polymerase II
Cellular component (GO): mediator complex
Molecular function (GO): transcription coregulator activity
Source: RefSeq, a predicted model, not a curated record
AUGGCCGAUCGAUUAACGCAGUUACAGGAUGCUGUUGAUCAGCUUGCCAAUCAAUUCGUUGCGUCCAUAUACUACACCCACAAACAUCACGAUCUCCGAACCGUGAGCGCGACUGAUACGGUGCGAGCUGAUAAGAAAGAGAAUGAAGGGGCAUCUGUAGACCAAGACGUCGAGCCAUAUCCAACGGAGCAGUUCAAGGCAGGCCAGCGAGAAUUAGCCCAGGACCUGAUCCUCAAAGAACAACAAAUCGAGUACCUGAUAUCGGUACUUCCGGGAUUGGAAAAUAGCGAGAAGGACCAGGAACAGACGAUCAAGCAGUUGGAGGAGGACUUGAAGGUUGCGGAGGAGCAACGGAAAGAAGCUCUGCAGGCCAAGGAAGCUGUCUUGGCGAAGUUGGACGGCGUUAUUCGAAGCAUUAAGCGGCCAUAG